GUCUGUUACCGCAGCUAUUAGGAGUAGCACCAGAGAAGGCCAUAAAACUUACUGUUAACGAUUUUGUGAGAGAUAAAUUUAUGAGUAAAGAUGGCUCUGUCCCACUGGCUGCAGAAAUUCUUGCUGGUGGCUGUGCUGGAGGUUCUCAAGUGAUCUUUACCAAUCCACUGGAAAUUGUCAAGAUUCGAUUACAGGUGGCUGGAGAAAUUACUACUGGUCCACGAGUUAGUGCCCUCACUGUAUUACGAGACUUAGGCUUCUUUGGUCUCUACAAGGGUGCUAAGGCGUGUUUUUUGCGUGACAUCCCCUUCUCUGCCAUUUACUUCCCCUGUUACGCACAUUUGAAAUCUUCAUUUGCAAAUGAAGAUGGGAGAGUUAGCCCUGGAAAUCUGCUCUUGGCUGGAUCAAUAGCUGGUAUGCCUGCAGCUUCUCUGGUGACCCCUGCGGAUGUCAUCAAAACAAGACUACAGGUGGCAGCCCGGGCAGGACAGACCACCUACAGUGGCGUUGUAGACUGCUUUGUCAAGAUUGUUCGAGAGGAAGGUCCGAAGGCUCUGUGGAAGGGAGCAGGAGCUCGUGUAUUUCGAUCUUCUCCUCAGUUUGGUGUAACUCUGGUGACUUACGAGCUGCUGCAGAGAUGGUUUUACGUGGACUUUGGGGGAGUAAAACCAGCUGGAUCAGAGCCAGUUCCUAAAUCUAGGAUCACGCUCCCUGCUCCUAACCCUGACCAUGUUGGUGGUUAUAAAUUGGCAGUUGCCACUUUUGCAGGGAUUGAAAACAAGUUUGGACUUUACCUACCUCGAUUUAAGCCAUCCCCACCUACCUCAAAGGCUGCUGCAGCAGUAGAACCCUAAAUUUAUUGGUGUAGGUUUUUUGUUAUUAGUUGGGAAAGAGCCACUUUUCUAAUUGGUUAAUAGUUUGUUCCUUUAGCUUCUCAUCAUAUAACAGUUUAUCUUCAUUUGAGUUUUAAGGCAAUUUUCAUCUUAAAUGUAAUCAUUUGUCUUUGUGCUUCCUUAACCAGAUCACUGUGAAAUUCUUACCAGUUGUUUUAAGUUUGGGACCAUGAAUGUAUUUGUCCACAUCUGACAUGUGCUUGUGUUGGGAAGACACUAAUUUUAGGUUCCAUUUAUUGGGGAGGGCUGGGUGAGAGCUGUGAACCAGAUCAUCUUACAGGCAAUGCUUGAUUGCAGAUUACCAGGGUGGAUGUCGCACAUCGUCACUCAAAUGGAAAAACUCAGUGGAUAUCACGGUGCUCAAAGUGGAAUGAUUUUUGACUGUACAUGUAAAUUGGUUAUAAACCUACUGCGUGUCUGUAGAGGUCAGCAAAUAUACACCCGGUACCUAAGUAUGCCAGUACAGCUUCAACUUUUUAAAUAUGUACACGCACAAGUUCUGUUUCUGGAUUGUAUUAUGAAGCUUUUAUGUGGAACAUGUUUUUGUAAUGGAAACCACAUUUAUAAAUGUUUAGCCGUUGUAUUAUGUUACUGGUAUCAAAAUGCUCAAAAGAAAGUGUUAUUGUCCAUAGUCUUUGCACUUUAUGGCAGUACUUUUGGCAUUCUACUACACGUACAAGGAAAUUUCAUAACUAGGUGCCUAUCUUGGGUUGCUGGUGUUUGGAAUUCAGUUUGUAUAUGCACUUCUAUGGUAAAACGCUGCUUAUUUAAAUAACUGCAAUAGAAAGUUCAUGCACUGUAUCAAUGGUACCUGCCUUAACUGCUGGCUUGUAAUUGGCAAAUAGGUGGUUUCAGAUUCUUAUUUACUUCAUUGAGUCAAAAGAGAUUAAAAUACUCUAAAAGAAGAUUUUACUUAA
Pterocles gutturalis (yellow-throated sandgrouse) is the source of this 1810-nucleotide messenger RNA. Its product is annotated as calcium-binding mitochondrial carrier protein Aralar2-like. Lineage: Eukaryota; Metazoa; Chordata; Aves; Pterocliformes; Pteroclidae. The transcript is spliced from 7 exons. The annotation marks the transcript as partial. Gene Ontology annotation, molecular function: L-aspartate transmembrane transporter activity; L-glutamate transmembrane transporter activity. The record is from RefSeq and is a predicted model, not a curated record. Gene Ontology annotation, biological process: malate-aspartate shuttle; aspartate transmembrane transport; L-glutamate transmembrane transport.